This is a messenger RNA of Lasiodiplodia theobromae, 852 nucleotides long. RefSeq names its product Short chain dehydrogenase reductase. NCBI's taxonomy places the organism in Eukaryota, Fungi, Ascomycota, Dothideomycetes, Botryosphaeriales, Botryosphaeriaceae. The coding region runs from base 1 to 852 and encodes 283 amino acids. The record is from RefSeq and is a predicted model, not a curated record. Gene Ontology annotation, molecular function: acylglycerone-phosphate reductase (NADP+) activity; triacylglycerol lipase activity. Gene Ontology annotation, biological process: triglyceride catabolic process; phosphatidic acid biosynthetic process. Gene Ontology annotation, cellular component: endoplasmic reticulum; lipid droplet. The transcript has 6 exons.
AUGGCCGACACGCGCAAGACUGUCUUGAUCACCGGCUGCUCGUCCGGCAUCGGUCACAGCCUUGCCAGAGAAUUCCACUCCAAAGGCCUGCGUGUCUUCGCUUCCGCCCGUCGCACCGAAGCCAUCGCCGACCUUGCCGAGCUGGGCAUUGAAACCGUCGCCCUCGAAGUCGACAAGCCCGAGAGCAUACAGCAGGUGCGCCGCGAGAUUGAGGAGCUCACCAAUGGAAAACUCGACUUCCUGGUCAACAAUGCCGGCCGUAACUACACGGUGCCGGCGCUCGACAUUGAGAUGGACGAGGUGCAGCAGACGUUCGAGGUCAACGUGUUUUCGGUCAUGCGCAUGUGCAAGGAGUUUGCGCCGCUGUUGAUCGAGGCCAAGGGCACCAUUGUGCAGAUUGGCAGUUUGGCUGGCGUUAUGCCCUAUGUCUUCGGAAGCGUCUACAACGCGUCCAAGGCCGCCCUCCAUCAGUACAGCAACACUCUCCGCGUUGAGCUCUCUCCCUUCGGCGUGCGCGUCGUGACGAUCGUUACCGGCGGUAUCAAAUCCAACAUUGCCCGGACCGACCGCCAGCUUCCCGAGGACUCGUACUACAUCCCUCUUAACGAGGAAUAUCAGAGGCGCUUGAAGCACAGCCAGGAAGGUGCUAUGCCCAGCGAUGACUACGCGAAGAGCGUCGUUUCCAAGGUCCUGAAGUCCUCUCCACCGAAGUGGGUGUGGGAGGGCAACAAGUCCUGGGUGGUGUGGUUCCUCAGCAACUUCCUCCCCAAGGGCGUCAUGGAUGCUGUCUUCUUCCGCAUGUUCAACCUGUGGAAGCUCAUUGGAACAGCAAGGUCGAAGAAGACUGCGUAG